GUCACACACUCUCAGCCCCGGAAAACCCCAUGAUAGGAUCGCCCCAAAUUGGAAACAACUGGAAGGCACACAGCAACAACAACUGUGAAGUCUCAACAUAAAGGGGAAGGAUGUUUAUGUUGCUAAAGAAUGAAUGAGGCAGGAAUGCUAACCUAAACAAGAAAGUGGAAAAACAUAUAAUAUCAAGAAAUCAUUUUAAAAUGAAUUACAGCAGAAUUGGUAACGAACAUGGCAGCACACCAAAUAACCAAAAUAGGACCAAAACUAAAACAAAACCUUACUGGACUUCAGCUUCCAGGGGCCAGUGGCAACACUGGCUGGGGGAACAAGGUCAUGGGACUAUAGCUCCCAUCAUUCUGGCCAGCAUGAGGGAUGUUGGGAGCUGUAGUCUUAAACAAAAACCAUUGCAAGCUUGCCUGUUACUAACUUAGAAGAGGGUGUGCAAUUUGGCCCUUAAAAGGGUGUACUCCAGUUCCCAUCAUUCUCCACCAUUGGCAACAAGACCAAUGGGACCUAGAGUCCAGUAACAGUCAGAGGGAUACCAGUCACCUGCCUACUGCCUUGGGUCCCUUGGAAGAAAAAUGAGAUUUAAAUUAAAUAUAAGGGUGCAUCUACACUGAAGAAAUAAUGCAGUUUGAUACCACUUUAGCUGCCCUGGCUCCAUCCUACAGAAAUCCUGGGAUAUGUAGUUUGGUGAGGUACGGGCACUCUUCUUGGGCAAAGACCUUGUGAAAGCUACAAAUCCCAGGAGUCCCUAGGAUGGAGCUACAGCCCUUAAAAGAGCUGUCAAACUGCAUUCUUUCUACAGUGUAGAUGCACAGAUGCCAGUUGAAUCCCGGUCCCUGCUCUGUUCUAGGAAAACUACAACUCCCAGGAUGCUCUGCGCUGUUUCUGGCCCAAUGAGAGUGGAAGGCGGAGUUUCCCUUGUAAAUCAUCAUUAGCUGCAGGGAAGGACGAAUCUGGAGUGGACUCACUUUGCUCUUCAAGCCCAGGUUCAAGUCCAGGCAAGUAAGAAAAGUGCAACGUGUUUAGCUGCUCGUGUGAAUGCACCUUCUUCUACACGUGUACUGCAGAAAGUUGGGUGGCUGGAGGAUUGCUGGGGUUGUGUAACUCCUGUUCCAGAGCUGAUUGUUACAAAACAAGGAGCCUUGCUUCCAAAACCAGCACCUGGAGCUCAGGAUGCCUGAGGGUCCAGAGCUUUUUCUAGCUGGCCAGUAUGUCAACAGAGUGUGCGGAGGGCUUGUUUUCUCAGGGAAGGUCGAAAAAUCAGAGGUGAGCAAGAACCCAGAGGUGCCUUUUGAGAGCGACGGGUACCUGAUCUCAGCCACAUCGCGGGGCAAAGAGCUGAAGCUCACCCUUGUCCCCAUCAAACAUGAGGAGGACCUUUCUCCUUCCAAAAAGCAGAUCUCAGCCACCCAAGGAGGUGACCAGAAACCCAUGGACCUUGUCUUCCGUUUCGGCAUGUCCGGCAGCUUCAAGAUGGUCCCGGUUGCCGAAAUGCCGAAACAUGCCCACUUGCGCUUCUACACCAAAGAGAAGCCACUCCGAGUCCUUUGCUAUGUUGACGUCCGACGGUUCGGCCGAUGGGAGGUGGAUGGCUCCUGGCAAGCGGACCGAGGACCUUGUGUGAUGCUGGAGUAUGAGAAGUUCAGGGAGAAUGUGCUGAGGAAUCUCUCGGAUAAAGCUUUUAACAAACCCAUCUGCGAGGCUCUGCUAAAUCAGAAGUAUUUCAGCGGCAUCGGCAACUACCUCCGGGCAGAAAUCCUCUACCGGUUAAAAAUCCCUCCUUUUGAGAAGGCGCGGACCGUUCUGGAGAAGCUGCAGCAUCGGGAAGAGACCUCUGGCCUGACGCUGAGCAAGAAGGUCAAACUGAAACGAGAGAACCCUGACUUGUUAGAGCUCUGCCACAUGGUCCCUAUGGAGGUCAUUAAUCUGGGUGGAAAAGGAUACGAACCAGGUAGAUCUGAGGAUUACACAGCCUUUGUAGGGUGGCUUCAGUGCUAUUAUGUUCCAGGCAUGAAGUCGCUCCGUGAUUCUAAUGGCAGAACCAUCUGGUUCCAGGGGGAUCCUGGACCAAUGGCCCCAAAAGGCAAUAAGUCACGCAAGAAACAGUCGCAGGUGAAAACAGAUCCUGGCGCAUCAAAGGAGAAAUCACGCAAGAAACAGCUGACGGUUAAAACCGAUGCCGAUACAUCAAAUCCAAAGGUCAGGAAGCCAGUGGCAAGGAAAAAGUCCAGGACCACCAGUCCUCCAAAAGCUGUGGAGGAAGCAAGGAAACCCAGAAAGAAGCCAGGGACCAAAACAGUUAAAAAAGUAGAGGACGCUGCAAUGGCAAAUGGAACCAAAACCCCAAACACCAGGUCCAAGAGAAAGAGCGCUGCCCUCCAGGAAUCUCCAGCAACAGAUUCUGAAUCCCAGAAAUGUCGAGCCUCUUCUCAGAAAAACAGAGGUAAGGCUGCUGCUACUACACGAGCCAGGCGGGGGAAAGCUCAAUAACCAGAUUCAGAACAUCAUCUUUGUAUAUUGUGCCUUGGCCUUUCUGUCGUGGAUACAGAGAUGGAUAAAUGCCCCGACUUCGCUUAACAUAGCUUUCUGCAAUGGGUGGCGCUUGAGAAAAGUCUGGAGGUACUAGGAGGACAGGAGGGUGAUUCGUUCUUUGCUUGGUCUCUUCUGGCUUUUGAAAUCCUGUGCAGAGAGCCUUAAGAUUAACUGCCAAAGCACUUUUUGCAGACUGUUUUCUGAAAUACUGCUGCGGAUGCAGGCCACCAUCUCAACAGAGUGGACAUUGUGGGUGAAAGAUUAGUGGGAGAUCUUUUUGCUGUGAAGCUUAGAGCUCAUAUUAAGAGACAGUUGUGCUGAUCUCCCAGAUCAAGGAGCAGCACAAAUCAAUAGCAGCCUGCACCAGCUUGCUUUUCCUAGAAUUAAUUGCACCAGUGUGUAAUACUGUAUGCAAGAAAACCCAAAUUUGAUGGCAUUACAUAUGACCAUUUCCUUCUCCCAAACAAAAAAACUGAACCCUUUUUGCUACAUUUUUAUAUGAAAUAGGGGAUAGCGCAAUGGCUUUCUUACUGCUAUCUGAAGAGCAGCUGGGUCAAACUUGACAGGACGUUAUUUGUCUUUAAAGUGCUGAACUGUCAAAAAAUUGCAAAUAUGAUCAGCUGGUGUGGUACCCAGAUCUCAACAAACAUGGAAGGGGAAUGUAAUCCUUUGUUUCCCGCUAUGAUCCUGCAGGAAACCAUCUCUAAAAUUGCUAUUUGGAUUGGGAAGAAAUUCCCUUUUCCCUUGUGUGCUCACCCCAACAAAAAAGCAGUAUCAGAAAAGGGAGGCCCCUGAGGUCUGCACCUGGGGAACGAAAGGUUAUAGAUGCCUGUUCGUUGUUUAUAUGGCAGAACCACCCAGAUCAUUCAAAUCGAAGUUUUAGCUGCCAAAUGGACAUCUUUCAAAAUGAGUGAGAUGGGAUCCACUGUUUAUGGUGAUGCAUUUUAAUGGUCGAUUAAAUGUUUUGUAUCUACAGCAAUAGCAUCUUACCUCUGACACACAUUUUUAAAAUGCUAUCAAUAAAAUCUGUUUUUCAAAAGUUCUGA
Messenger RNA from Sceloporus undulatus (fence lizard), 3584 nucleotides. It is a transcript of the gene NEIL1, whose product is annotated as nei like DNA glycosylase 1. Gene Ontology annotation, biological process: base-excision repair. Bases 1180 to 2496 code for a protein of 438 amino acids. Gene Ontology annotation, cellular component: nucleus. The record is from RefSeq and is a predicted model, not a curated record. The transcript has 10 exons. Gene Ontology annotation, molecular function: zinc ion binding; damaged DNA binding; DNA-(apurinic or apyrimidinic site) endonuclease activity. Lineage: Eukaryota; Metazoa; Chordata; Lepidosauria; Squamata; Phrynosomatidae.